AUGUCAACAGAAUCAUGCAAGAGCGACCAGCACAAUCAGCACUGCACGAGCGAUAUCGACGGAAAGGCUCUGCUUGCGGUGAUAAUUUCCCCUCAAGGUACAAUGGAUGGCGGCAAGAUACUCAGCCUCAAGUGGGCCAACCCGGAAGGGUUCAGUUUGCCAAUUGUCCCAGGUGCCCCUCGUGCCUUAGGCGAAAGCACGCCCACGGGGACUUCUGCCAACAAAGAGAACAGCCAGCAACAGCCACUGGCCCCACCUCUGGGGCGGGUCAGAGAAGCGGCAUUGGCUCUGGAGAGGCGGGCGAAAGCAGAAAGCGAGCAGGAGAAGGGGAAAGGAGGUGCUGGAAGCAAGGAGGCACUACGGGACGUACCAGAGGUGUUACAGCGGGGGUCUCUGGUCAGAGAACCACUCUUUGUGGCCCCAGUGCCAGCAACUGUUGGGGCGGGUGCGGCCAGCGAGAGGGCAAUAGUUCUUGGCACAAAAGGAGGUCAAGAAGACACGCACGGCGUGCAUGAUGUGCCGGUCCCUGCGGAGACUUGCCAAUCACUUGAGGGCGUUGAAAAAGCGGUCAAGCAGCCUCAAAGCCCACUUUCCGAAAUCCCCAAAAGUGUGUUGGGGGCCAGUCAUGGUCCCUGGGGUGUGACGCUGCUGCGCCGCACAAGCGGGAGAAGUGAACAGGAAGCCCGAAAAGACAACGAGAGUGAGCCCGUCGCAGCAGGCGACACAGCGACCGGUGCCUCUGCUGCAGCAGGAGACAGCAAAGAAGAGGGGGGACGGGUCAGCGUGAGGAGCCUGCUGCAGAUGUGGACUCGCCAAGAGGCAAGCACCACCGCCCCAGCUAGCCAGCCCAGAAGCGCUCCGGACCGGCCCCCCGAAGCCUUGAAUCUUCCGGAGCAGCCUGCCAAGGACCUUCCCUCCAACAUCCAAGAGCAGGGCCCGUCCGCUCACCUCACGUCCACCACUGCUCUGCAACAGAUUGGGACCUUCACCACUGUCCCUUUGGGAGAACUCGGGCAGGCACCUGCUGAGAAACACUCCUCGCUUGAACCUCUUUCUGCGGAACGUGAGCUGUUGAGCGCACCAGGGCAGGUUGACCAAGAGCCGCAAACGGGGCAGCAGCCACUUGGGGGAGAGAGGUUAAUACAACCCAAAGCCCUGGUUGUUAUAGAGACGGAGACCCCUACAGCAGACCAGCGGAGUUCGACUAGCCCACCUUGGGAGACUCUGCCGUCUGCCCAGGAGCUGAGCCCCCUCAAGGUGGCGGGGGCCAACCAAAGCCUGGUCUCAGCACCCGGUGUGGCGGCUCUGGCAACCCCGCCCGGCGUUGCGGGGGUAUUCUUCCGCCCUAAGAAAGUCGCCUGGCGAGCGGGAUCCACGGAGGGGCGGAGCACGCAGAGCAGGAAGGACCGGGAGCCAGGCGCGGUGUCGGGGGCAUCGCAAACCAGUGCUGACGUCAGCAAAAAGGAUGCGGAGCCUGAACUGAAGCAAGGAGGGGCUUCGGCGGUGCCGAUGGAGCCUGCGGCGAAAGUUCAGAUGAUGCCCCUUGUCUCAAGCCCCUCCAAGGAAGCACUCAGCCCUUCGCUCUCAGGGGAGCCGGGGCACAAUGGAACAACCCUUGCAGCUUCCCCGUCCCGUGUCGGACCAGCCGCUCCUUACCCGGUCACAACCGUGCUUGUGCCAGAGGUGCCAGGACCUGGUAGCUUCUCUGAGGCUGUUGCACCCACAGAAAGUCGCCCCACGUCACCCCCCCCGACUCCAGCUGCGACCAUGUACUCCAGCCCUGCCUCCCUCAAGCGGGGGACAUUCUUGGUGUCGCCGCAACCCCCCAUGCUUGGGGACGGGUCUAGUCCCUUGGGCAUGCAAACCGCAGUGUCCGGCAGCCCCGCUGGCUCGGCAACCCCGCCAAUGGGCGGGCAGAGCGCUCCGCCCAUGUCAGAGGAAGUCGUAUCUCCUGUAGCGCACCGGCCGCUGCUCUCGGCAUCGUCCUUCUUCAGCCCCCUGUCCGCCGGUCGAGCAAUCACAGGAGCCGUGAACGCUUCCCCACCUUCCUCCGUCGUCCGGACAGGUUCCCCCUACCCGGGUAGCUUCCCGCUUCUCACAUUGGCCCCCGAGGAAGAAACCCCAGCUGAGCCCGUAGUCUGCCUUCAGGGGGGGCAGUCAGACAGCGGUGACGUGUCCCCGCCCAAUUCUCCAGCUUCCCUUCCCCCGGCGAGCCCCCGCCUCGCUUCGGCGUCCCCUUUCUUCAGCCCCCAGGCAGUCAGGAAGCCAAGCACGCCGGGGGCCGCAAGGAGCCUCUUCUUAAUCGGGGGGCCAGGCGAGACCUUGGGGCCGCGCUUCGAAGCAACUGCCUCAGGGGGAUCUGCGAAGGGAGACCCAGAAGAGAACGAAGAGGGCAGUGCAGUUGCUUCUGUGGAGGUCGGGGAUGCUGUUCGAGGUGGCCAGGAGAGGGUCGAUUCGCCCCCGCCUAUGGCUGCGUCACACUUCUUCAGCCCUCGCAAGGUAGCGCCCUCAGUCCACUUGCAUAUUGGGUUUGCGGGGCUCGUUAGCAGCGGGUUAAGUGGGGGUUAUUCGGCGCCAACCCAGGAGCUGGAGGGGGUUAUUCUGCCCAGCGCGCAAGCGCCAAGUGAAGACGGAUCGACUCCCUCAGACCACGGCGCUGCUGAUGCAGUGCGCCCAAUCUCGCCGCCCCCAGCCUGUGCUGCCGGCUUCUUCAGCCCUUCGAAGCCCGCCUUUUCCAGGGCCUUCAAACGGGCUGAGAUCGAGAAAAAGUGUCUUGACGCCGCCCUCGGGAAGUUCCAAAGGGGACCCGCUAUUCUGCCUGGCGCCAACGCCGAGGUGUUCUUUGAUGCGGGGGAAGAUAUGACACCGUAUGCCAGCGCCAAUUGUUCUCCCAUGAGCGUGCCCGGCAGCAGCCCCGGCAGCGAGAGGUUCGGGCCGUCUCGCAGAGUGUGGGAAGUGGUCGAAGAGGAGGCAGUGGGGCGUCUCGUCGAGUCUUGCACCGGAUUGGCAAGGGGGCCCUCCUUUGAUGACGUCAAGGAGGUGGCUGCGGAUAUGGGCCCAGGUGAAUGGCGGGUUGUCAGCCAGCUGGUUGCUGACACGUGGCAAUCCGACGGCCCGGUUGCAGGGCUUGGGGACGGGGCCAACGUGGAGGGAGAGGGGAAGAGGAGCGAGCUGGGCUCGAGCCACGUGUUGGACUGGAAUUCGCCGGACCACCAGAAGGUGCGGACGCCGCCGUACAGGAGCGGCAUGGCGGGCAUGGGGCAGCGGGGACAGGUGGCGGAACCGACGCCCGUUCCUCGUUCCGCAGCAGGCCUGUUUGCCGAGGCAAAACCGCACCCGGACGGUGAAAGGGCUCUGGCUAGUAUGUACGUGUCCGUGCAACCGGGGGUAGAGGCAGCGGGCAAGGGGGAUCCCCUGGAGGCGGAGAGCAGCGCAGACCCGACGGUGGGAGAAGCCGUCCCCCUGAAAACCUCUGAGAGAUUACUCGAAGGCUCCGGUCCGGCUGCCGAGGACCUGCUCCAGCCUUAUGGAGUCGCACCCAAAUCUGCCAAGGAGCCGGUGACUGUGACACCAGGGCAUAUGGCGGCAAGGGAGGCCGUCGCGAGAAACAGCAACCCCCCGCCCGCUGAAGAAUUGCAGGCAGCUGCCCCCCGGGACACGUCCCCAAGUCCCUCGAAGCCCGGCCUGUGGUCGUCUUUCGUCGGCGGACUUCGUGGGAUGAUCACCCCUCCGAAGCUGACCCCCCCAAAGCGGACAGGGCCACCGCAAGAGACUGAGGCUGUAAGGAGGGCUAGAAACGGCCCCGUUUGGGGAGGCCAAGCGGAGGUCGCUUCGGGGGGUGCAUUUCAGCCGACGUGGGCGUCCCCCCAGAAGGAGCAAGGGACUGGAUUGACGUGCGGAGCAGGACCGGAGGAGGAUUUGGUCGUCGGUGGCGGAGGCGGCAAAGAGCCGAACGAGACAGCCAGAUCAGAAGUUGCAGAGCGGAAUGACUGGACGGCUUCGUUCUCGCCGACCCCGUUCCCGAAACCCGCCUCCCGCAUCACGGCAGCCGAGAACACGCCGACCUCCCAGGAGGAGACACGUGGCGACUCGUCAACGCUGCCAGCUGGCAGCCCGGAGCGGCAGAGAAGCGCCUCCCCAAGAACGCCCCCCCUGGCGAGCGUGGCCUUUGGCUUUGCGUCACGAAACGCAGCACCCCAAACCACUCCAGUCCGCCCAGGCCCCAGUCCGCCGCAGCCCGAAACCCCGGAGCCAGCCUCUCCUGAGCCCCAGCCAGAGCCGGAGACCCCUGCCGAGGUCGAGUUUUCCCCCUGGGAGCGAAUGCAGAUGGCAGCCAUCUUCGAGCACUUCCAGGGGGCGACCAGCCAGCUGGGUGCGCGCGCAUUCUUCAGCGGGGAGCGGGGGACGCAGCAGAACGAUGAGCCGCCUGAAACAUUUGUGGCCUCGGAAUGGGGGGGUGAGGGCGCCGUGAAGAGGUGCGUGAGCGCGGAGAGUGGCGACAGCUGCUUCGAGCUGCCUCCCCAGAAGGUGUUCAGGGGAGCGGUUGAAAGUGACGAUUGCUAUGACGUCGUCGAUCCCAUCGUGCGGGCGGUGCAGGGUGUGCCAGCUGGCAGCAGCCCGUUGGUCAACUACUACGACGUGGCAGAGACUGCGCCAGCGGUAGAAGCGGUGGGUGUGAAAGGGUCCACCGGGAGACUUCCGGUUAGCAGGCCCGUUUACGGAGAAGUCCUGAACAGCAAGCCGCUCGAGCGUGCUCACAGCGGGGUUAGGAAGCCGGGUAAAGCCGAGGUUAAGGCAGCUUACCCCUGGGUUACCGAUCCGUCGCCCACCCUUACCCGGUGGCUGCAGAGCAAUAGAGACGAAGAGGCCUCGUUUUGGGCCCCGCCCUCGAAGCCGGAGCCUGUACCGAACUGGGCCAGGGGCGCCCCCGGCAAAGACGGGGCCUUCGUCGGGCGCAAAACAGGCGAUCCUGUCUUAGCCGCGCCGACCGGCCCAAUCCCUUUUCCGAAAGCUUCGGGCGACCUGCAGGCUAUGCGACCUGCUCAAAAGUCGCCGGAAAGACCUGCGCAGGCUUCCUCGACCACGGCGCGCGCCCGCAAGGGGCCCGUUCCCAUUGACCAGCUGAAGCCCCGUCAUGACCCGAACAAGAAGUACUUCCCGGCGCGUGUGAAUGAGCUCCGAGGUGCUCGAGGGGGGGAAGUUCCAGCGGCAAAGCAAGGGGGGGCAGGCGAUGCUGGUCUGAAUGCGGGGCGCAACUCGUUUUUGGCGCCAGCCGGGUCCCCAAACCAGUCUGGGUUUGCGAAACGGGGCAGGUCUGCCUCCGUAACUGACCGAGCGCAGGAGCAGCGCAACGCCGCCAAAGAGGGCCUCAAGGCGUUCAGGAGCCUCACGCCCCUGCGCUUCCGCAGUGCAAAAGCUGACCCAAACAAGGGAAAUCAGGGUAGCCCUGACGUAGCGCCCUCUCGCUCCGAGCCCCCCAGCCCGGCCCCCGUGACGCAAAGCCCAGUCAAAGACUCCCCAGUUAAAACCCGGCUUCUUUUCCGCCGGACCAGGACGGAAUCCGUUCCGGUCGCGGACUUUCGACAGACAGUCGCCCCGGACGUUGGCGAAGACAAGGAGAACGCGAGUGAGGUCAGCACGCCUGUCAGUGACGUCAGCAAGAUGACGCAGGGCGAGGCCGGUGCUGGUGACCCGGGAGCUAAACGUGCCAGCGGCUUGGGAGGAUCAUCGGACUGCUUCGACCGGGCGCUGAGCUUGAGGGACCCCAACAGAGAGCCCGCCCUGGCAGCGGACUACGUCGACAUGAGCCCCAAAGAUGUGCCCGUCAAGCCUGAAGCGGCCGCUGAGGCGGCGUCGCUUUGGGAGCCCGCAGUCAGCGACGUGGACCCGCCUUCCGCCUGGGCGCAUCUGUCGCCAGCUGACCUGGUGGCCCGCCCGCUGCCGUCGCACGUGGAGGUGUGCCGCUGCUACGUGGUGCGCGAGCACGCCUCCAAGCUGGGCACCGGCGGGCUCUACACGCUCUUCACCGAAGAGGGGGAGGGCCGGGAAGACCGUCAGCUCUUGGUUGCCCGCCACGUGCGCCACGUGGGGCGGUCCGAGUUCGUGAUUGCGGACAGCGCCGAGCAGCUGGGCGAGAAGGGAGGGCCGCGCUGCGUGCUGCGGGCCAACUUUGUGGGGUCCAAAUACACCGCGCAUGCGCGCGACAUGGAGGGCAAGAUCACCGAGGAGAACAAGCUGGCGGAGAUCGGGUACGCCACGACGGCGACCAGCCUGGCCCCCACGUCCCGCCGCAUGCUCGUCACGCUGCCCGUGACUGACGGCGCGCAAGAGCCACCAUUGGCCCUCGUCUCCAAGGCCCCCCUGUUCAACCAGGAGCACAAGCGGUUCGAGAUCAACUACGGCGGGCGUGCGAAAGAUGGCGCGGGCAUCCAACAGUCCGUCAAGAACUUCCAGCUCGUGGCCGAGGCCGCGGAGGACCGCACUUUGCUGCUGUUUGGAAAGGUCGGCAAAGACGUCUUCGUGAUGGACUUCAGGCCGCCUUUCACGGCCACUCAGGCCUUCGCCAUCUGCCUGUCCUCCGUUGACUCGAAGCUGUGUUGCGCCCUGUGACAACCAUCUUCGGUCAAAAGACAGUCGCCCCACAAAUGCCCAUAUACACGAACGCUGUCUUUUGUUGCUUUUCCUGUGGGAUGGGUCGAGGGCGAAGACCAGUUGGCUUAGAAAAUUCUAGGUUUUCGAGCUUUCCGUUUUGAAAUCACAUGUCGGUUUAAUCGCUGUCUAGAACCAAUCUUCAAGAAGUAGGUCCACCCCCGAACGAAGCUUCGUUGCCAACUUCAGACAAAGCAGAUCAGGCUAUGUUCACGAAUCACGACCCACUUGUGGAGUUCUCUAGCCGCUUACAAGUCCUGUAGUUCCGCCUCAAGAACUUUCGUCAGUUGACCCUUGAAGUCACAUUCAAGCUGGACAGAGGUUCCACUGUCUUACCUAUCAAUUACUUGCGGGGUCGUCCGGUGGCCUUAAC
Molecule: messenger RNA, 7021 nt
Organism: Klebsormidium nitens
Lineage: Eukaryota; Viridiplantae; Streptophyta; Klebsormidiophyceae; Klebsormidiales; Klebsormidiaceae
Source: the annotation of a GenBank genome assembly